CAGUUCACUACAGGAUCACUCAGCAUUCAACAGUAGUCGGGAGUUUUCCUAGUUUUCCACGGCUGGAGUUUUCCUAGCAGAUUCUCAAAGAUUUAGGAACGAUUUUACUCUUCAAAGAUUUGAUUUUCUCUUGGAAUGACCGCGUCGUCAUGUCUCGUGAAGCUAUGGUGUGUAGCAACAACGAUGAGCCUCCUGUCAAGCUGCAGCGGUGAUGAGCUUCCUCUCAACAGCAGCCCGGGAGACGCAACAGCUGUUGAGACACAGCUGCAAGAGCUGCAUGAAAUCGAACAGCUGACUCCGAUCAUCAUUAAAUCGGUAGCCACUUCAGCUCAGGACAAACGCGAGCUAACAGCUGCCGAGCUGGCAGCUCAAGCUAUCAGGCUGGCCGAGAGCGGGAGGUUGACUCAAGGUCAAGCAUAUGUCGGCCAAGGUCAGAGUCAAGGAUAUGUGGCAAUAGGUCAAGGUCAAAGUCAGCCAGGGCAAGGUCAAUCGGGACAAAACCAGGGAUUCCCCACUUUGGUUGCAACAGGAGAAAAUAAUGGUCAAGUUGUGACGAGUAGCUAUGUACAGGGCUUCAACCAUGGCUAUGGUCACGGGGGUCAUGGUCAUGGGGGGUUACAUGGGGGUCAUGUAGGAGGUCACGGUGGUCAUGGAGGAGGUGGGGGUCAUGGAGGAGGUCAUGGAGGUCAUGGUGGAGGUCACGGUGGUCAUGGAGGAGGUGGAGGUCAUGGAGGAGGUCACGGAGGUCAUGGAGGAGGCCAUGGAGGUCACGGUGGAGGUGGUGGCGGUCACGGAGGAGGCGGAGGUCAUGGAGGAGGUCACGGUGGUCACGGAGGUCACGGAGGAGGAGGUGGAGGUCACCAUGUUCAUGGAAAGGCAACAUCAUAUCAAAGCUUUGUUCUCCACAGUUAUAAUCCUGUCAAGGUUUAUCUGAAGAAGGGUCACGGAGGUCAUGGAGGAGGCCACGGUGGAGGAGGUCACGGAGGAGGUCAUGGAGGUCACGGUGGAGGAGGUCAUGGAGUUCACGGUGGUCAUGGAGGAGGUGGAGGUCACGGGGGAGGUCACGACAUAAGCUCCAACCUGGAAGUCACAUAGAAGGACCAGACGGUAACAAAGGCAGCAAUCUCAUCUCAGGCCUUGAGGGAGCUUUCGAAUUAACCGGCAACACUGGACCACAAGAAGUCGGAAAUUUCGGAAAAGGACAGAACAUUAUCAACGGACACGGCGCCUAUUUCGGGCAGUUCAACCUCAAGGGCGGCAGCCAAUCCCAAAAAGGCAUUGAAUCCGGCGGGAAUUUCGUAGACCUCAAAGCCGGACCACAGAAGGGAAUUGAUGUCAGCAAUAAUUAUGCAGCAAUCAACGCGCAUGGUCAAAGGUUGCAAGUGCCUGGUCGCCUCAUCCACAGGGAUCACGCCGCAAAUCGCCUCAACUCGUUCCAUGAUAACGGUUAUCAACAUGCCGACUUUUUCAAAGAUAGUCACAUCAAUGGUAUCGAUACCUCCGAUAAAGAUCAAUAACAGUAGGUCUUUGUUACUCUAGUAGAUAAUUGAAACUUUAAAAGACUUCCAAUUUGCAU
Nilaparvata lugens (brown planthopper) is the source of this 1576-nucleotide messenger RNA. Its product is annotated as glycine-rich cell wall structural protein 2-like. The transcript is spliced from 4 exons. The coding region runs from base 136 to 1095 and encodes 319 amino acids. The record is from RefSeq and is a predicted model, not a curated record. Lineage: Eukaryota; Metazoa; Arthropoda; Insecta; Hemiptera; Delphacidae.